GUUGGUGGUUCUGCCAGUUUGAGUCAAAGCGAGGCUGGAUUCCCGCGUCGUACCUGGAGCCUCUGGAUGGACCGGACGAGGCCGAGGAGGCUGAACCCAACUACGAAGGAGACGAGCACGUCACCAUCCAGGCCUACAAGGCGGAGCAGGACGACGAGAUUUCUUUGGAGGUCGGUGAAACUGUCGAGGUCAUCCACAAGCUACUGGACGGGUGGUGGGUCGUAAGGAAAGGAGACGAGACUGGAUAUUUCCCCUCCAUGUUCCUGUCGAAGGCCGGAAAGAGAGAGAGGUUGAACCCGGGUGGGCAUAAGCCCCCACCUCGCAGGUCUGUGCCUCAUCUUCAAAUACAUAAUGAGCUGCUUUCUGUUGCCAGGUCUGCAGUGCCUCCUCCAUUCUCACACCGGCAUUUGAUUGUGUAA
Molecule: messenger RNA, 419 nt
Organism: Neolamprologus brichardi
Lineage: Eukaryota; Metazoa; Chordata; Actinopteri; Cichliformes; Cichlidae
Source: RefSeq, a predicted model, not a curated record